This is a messenger RNA of Oryzias latipes (Japanese medaka), 634 nucleotides long. Lineage: Eukaryota; Metazoa; Chordata; Actinopteri; Beloniformes; Adrianichthyidae. The record is from RefSeq and is a predicted model, not a curated record.
UUUAGAGUUUGAUCUCCAUGUUUUAUUCUGUUUAGGGAAAUCGGAGGAUGGAUAAAUACGCACCGCUGAUGACUCUGUUCCUUUUGGGCUGCAUCUCCGGCUCACAGAUCCCCCUGCGUCAGUACCACUAUGUUAACAUGGCUCUGAGCUGGAGAGAUGCCCAACUGUACUGCCGGGAGAAAUACACCGACCUGGCUACAUUUGACAGUCUGGAUGACUUGAACAGACUGAAAGCCAACUUUUCCUACACCUGGGGGUGGUUUGGUCUUCAUGAUGAUCCAGCAGCUUGGAAAACAUCGAUGGGAAAUAAGAGCAACUCCUGGAGAUGGUCAGCAACAGGACAAACCAGCACAACUGGAUACCAGUCGUGGAGCAGUCGUGGUCCAGAUUACUAUCAGGGAAAAGAGACUUGUGCAGCAGUAGGUGGAGGAGGACUGUGGACUGACGUUGACUGUUACUCCUCCUACAGCUUUCUUUGCUUUAUUGGUAAGAACAAGUUUUAUUUCAUGGAUAUUUCACACAUCGCUUUCAGUGAAUAUCAUACUUUCCAAAUUACUGAAUAAACUGAUUUGAGCUGAAACAAAAUCAAAGAGGGAAAAAUAAAAAGUUGAGGAGAAAAAAACAAAUACUUCCU